This is a messenger RNA of Dentiscutata heterogama, 283 nucleotides long. The record is from the annotation of a GenBank genome assembly. NCBI's taxonomy places the organism in Eukaryota, Fungi, Glomeromycota, Glomeromycetes, Diversisporales, Gigasporaceae.
AUGGGCAAUAGUAAUAGAUCACUUGAUAAAAUUGUGAGGAACGAACAUGAGGACGUACCAACAGUAAGAACAACCGAAAAAGGAAUCUAUAAUAAUGAUCAAUUAUUCGAAUUGCAACGUGAUGGGUAUAUAGAAGAGGCGUACUUUGAUUAUUCAUGCAAUCCUAUUUUUAAAUCUGAUGGUUCUGUUUGUGCUCUACUUAUUUAUGCACAAGAAACUACCCAAAAAGUUUUGAAUACUCGAAGACUAAAAACACUUGGCGAACUUAGUCUUCGGAUUUCCG